AUGUUAUUAACAUCAAAUUUAAUAUUUUUAGUUUACUCAACUUUAUCUAAUUCUAUAUUAAUAAAUAGAUUAGGUACAAUAACAAUAAUAUUUACAUUUAUACUAUAUAUAAAUUCAAUAAGUAUAGUAAGUUUAACACCAGGUAUAACAAUAUUUAAUAAUUGAUUUAAAUUAACAACAUAUAAUUUACCAUUAACAUAUUUAAUAUUUGGGAUAAUAAUAAUAUUAUUAUUAUAUAAUACAACAAAUGUAAAAUAUAAUUUAAAAUCUAAUUUUUAUAUAUUAUUAAUAAUAUCUAAUAUGAUAGGUUUAAUAUUAUUACCAUUAGUAAAUGAUUUAUUAACAUUAUAUAUAAUAAUAGAAUUACAAAGUUAUUCAUUAUAUUUAUUAACAGGAUUACAUAAUAAAUCAUAUAAUGCAUCAAGAGCAUCAUUAUUAUAUUUUAUAAUGGGAGGUAUAGCAUCAGUAAUAAUUUUAAUGGGAUCAUAUUAUAUAUAUAAUAUAACAGGUACAACUAAUUUAACUGAUAUAUCAUUAUUAAAUGAUAUAAUAAAUACAAAUAAUAAUAAUAAUUAUAUAAAUUUAUCAAUAAAAGAUUAUUUUGAUAUAAUAGUUAUAGCAUUAUUAUUUAAAAUGGGAUUAGCACCAUUACAUCGUUGAAGUAUAUCAGUAUAUAAUUAUGCACCUACAUAUAUAACAGCAUAUAUAAGUAUAGUAGCUAAAAUAUCUAUAGGAUGUUGAUUAUAUGUAAAUUCAAAUUUAUUUAAUAAUUAUAUAUUUAUAAUAUUCUUUUAUGUAUCAUUAUUAAUAGGAUCAUAUAAACCAUUAUAUCAAAUAAAUAUAAAAACUAUAUUAGCAUAUAGUGGUAUAUUAAAUUUUGGAUAUGUAUUAUUAACAAUAAUAACAUAUGAUAUAUCAUUUUAUGUAUAUAUAAUACAAUAUGUAUUAACACAUAUAAUAUUAUUUAUAGGUAUAUUAAGUGCUAGUGAAUAUAUAGAAAAACCAAUAACAAAAUGAUCACCAUUAUUAUAUAUACAUCAAUUAAGAUUACCAAAUUUAACAUUAUCAUUUAUAUUAAUAUUAGCAUUAUUUUCAUUAAUAGGUAUACCACCUUUACCAGGUUUUUAUGCUAAAUUAUAUGUAUUAACAGGAGCAAUGCAAGAUAAUUAUAUAUUAGAAACAUGUUUAAUAAUAGUAUGUAGUGUAUUAGCUACUUAUUAUUAUUCAAAUAUAAUAAAAAUAUUAAUGACAAGUAAAAAUGAUAAUAAAAUAUUAGAAGUUAAUAAUAUUAAUUCAACUAAUGCUUAUAUAUUAUCAAUAUGUUUAAUAUUAUUAUUAACAUUCUUUAUAUAUUUACCAUAUUUAUUAGAAGGGUUAUAUAUUAUAAUAAUAUAA
Yamadazyma jaroonii is the source of this 1395-nucleotide messenger RNA. The record is from the annotation of a GenBank genome assembly. Lineage: Eukaryota; Fungi; Ascomycota; Pichiomycetes; Serinales; Debaryomycetaceae.